GUACGGUGACCUCAGCAGUUUCCGCGUGUCAGCUGAUCACAGAUUCCGGAUGUCAUGGAACGUGUGGUGGAAAUGGCGAGCGACAAUGAUUUUUCCGUGGCUGGCCCCUCCACCACCCCCCGCAAACGUCAGGUCCGCUUCUCUGCCCGCCAUGACAUCAUGCUGCUGCGGGAGGUCAUCGUCCAGAACCCUUUCAAGUCCAAGGAGACGGGCCGUUCUUGGGGGCGCGUGGGCGAGAUCAUCACGGCCGCCCUGCAGGACGAGAACUUUGAGGUGGAUGCCCGGCGCUGCCGUGAAAGGACCAUGCUGCUGCUGGACUACUACAAGAAGCAGGACUUUGCCAGUCUGCGGAGGUUUGGAACAGAGAGGCUGUACGCGCAGAAGGAGGACCUGCUCCACGAGGUGCUGGAGCUGGAGGCGGAGAAGGGGCUGGCGGGAAAGGAGGAGAGUAAGUACCAGGACGAGGAGCUGAGGAAGCGAGUCCUGGAGGAGCUCAGCAUGCCAGAACAGGACAAGCCCAACCUGCUGUCUGUGACAGAGCCCCCUACAGCGGUCACGACCCCAGAGCCCGAGGAGGCGGAGGGGGUGGAGGAGCUGGUGGACCUGGCGGCGCCCACGGCCAAGCGUGCGUGCCAGUGCUGCUGCCAGACGUACUCGGAGAUCCUGAGCUUCCUGGAGAAGCGGGCGGAGGCCGAGCAGCGUCUACGCGAGGAGGAGAUGGCGUUGCGCCGCGAGGAGCUGGAGAUCCAGCGGAGCAAGAUCGCCCUGGAGCGCGAACGGCUCGCCGUCGAGAGGAGGGAGCGCGAGCGACGCUUCGAGCUGGAGAGCCAGGAGAGGCAGGUCAUCCUGGACCUUCUCCGGGAGAAGGUGCUCAAGAACCCAGAGCCGGCCAGGGGGAAGGAUGCUGAGGGAUGAAGGACAACGACGGCUACUGGGCCUGGAACAGUAAGAGAGAGAAUGAGUGGGGGGAUGUGCUCUGAGACCAGUCAGAGGUUUUACGCAAUGCUGCAGAGUUUUUUUGGACCCAUGCAGACCCGUUUGUCACACCGUCCUGGAACUCUGAGGAAUAAACUAUGUUGACAUUUCAGAAGGGCUAUAAGAUGUGUUAAAAAAAAACAUCUUCAACUUCAUGGGAAGAAAUUCUUAAGACAAUUUUUCUCCCCUUCUAUGCCGAACAUUGUUGAAGACUUUUAACCUUGUGGUUGAUGCCUAAAACCUUUGCCAGUUUACCUAGUGGACAGCAUUUAAAGGGACACCAGGCAAGCCUGAUGCUUUUUCUCUACGAAACUCCCCCUCGCUCGGUCUGAAGCUCUUUUCCUUUUCUUUGCAUCUU
This is a messenger RNA of Alosa alosa (allis shad), 1333 nucleotides long. Its product is annotated as trichohyalin. Bases 55 to 915 code for a protein of 286 amino acids. The transcript has 4 exons. Lineage: Eukaryota; Metazoa; Chordata; Actinopteri; Clupeiformes; Clupeidae. The record is from RefSeq and is a predicted model, not a curated record.